UAGCCUAAUUAAUUUUCUAUCACAUGCAUUUGUGUGUUUCUUACCCUGUAUUAUUAAGGUGAAGUGAACACUACAAUUUUACACUCGGGUGAACUAUACAAACUGCGUUUACCUUUCCCCUUGAGUUCCUUCGACCUCCGCCACUGCAACUGAAGUGUUGAUUAGCUCCGACGUUGUUGAGGCGAAACAUGGGUUAUACCAAGGAACAGCUCCUGGAACGCUUGAAGGAACUUCAAAUUGAAUUUGAGAAAUAUGAGCAUCCUGUGGUUCUAACGGUGGAAGCAGCGCUGAAAUAUCUUGCUAAUGUGGAUGGUGCUUUUUGCAAAAAUUUGUUUCUGAAGGACAAAAAACAUAGAUAUUACAUAAUUUCUGCCCUAGCAGAAACCAAAGUAGACAUGAAAGUUUUAUCUGUGAGACUUGGUUUGGGCAAAGGAGGCUUAAGAAUGGCGCCUGAAGAAGCCUUAGGUGAAGUACUUCAGGUGCCACUGGGUUGUGUAACUCCAUUUGCAGUAGUGAAUGAAUCUGCAAGGCACGUCUCGUUGUUAUUGGAUCAAGGUUUGAGAACUCAGAGGCGCAUUAUGUUUCACCCAUUAUCUAAUGACAUGUCUAUAGCUCUUUCUACUGAUGGCCUGGACAAGUUUCUGAAAUCAUUAGGAAGAGAACCUGCAUAUGUUGAUCUCGAGGCUAAUCCUCCUGUUGGCAAGGACCAACCUCCUGAUUUGGCUGCGUUUGCACCAUCUAAUGCCAUUGCUGUACCUGAAGCUGCUGCAAAAGCAGCCUCCACAGAACCUGCUCCCCAGAAAAGUCAACCUGCAAAUAGUGACCUUGUCACAGGCAAUCCUGUAAAGAAGCCUGCUGCGGAGAAAAUUGUAAAGAACAUGCCUGCAAAAGGUAAAACUGCAAAUGCAGCUGCAUCCACACCUUUUUCUAAUCCCCAGCUUUUUGUGGAUGAAAUAUUGGAUAGAACUUCUGCGCUAAUACUUUCUGAGAUUAACAAGGAGACAAUAUCAACGCAUGGCGAACAGCUUGGAGCUGUAGCAUCUGACAAUAUCCGAAAACGUCUUUCCUCAGAGCUGAGCCACCUAGCUAUGCUUUAUAAGAGUACGGCUUAUACAGAAGGAUUUCAUGCUGGCUCUCAUCGUCAUGAAUCUCACUUAUGAAGAGAGUUUGCUUAUAUUUGAAGGAGAGGAUUUUACAUCAGCUGGCAGCCAUUACUGUUAGAUCUUUAUCCAAUCGCUCUGUGACGUGAAUCUGGCUGAUUCAUACUAUUCUCAUUCAUUACAAUUUUUGGAGAAUUCAUGUAAAAUGCAUUAUAACACUCUUUUUAUAAGUAUUUUAUGAAUGACAAUAAUUAGUUUUGUACCUUGAGGGUUAGCUCAAUUUGCUGGAGUAUCAACCACAGUUGAUGGUUGAUCUUUGAAGCAUUUUUCCGUCAAUUUAAGAGAAGAAAAACAAUCCUAGUUAAACACUUAAACUUGCUUCUUCUAAGAACUUGUGUUUGAAACUGUUGCAACGGUUUGGAUUCUUAAUUGCUUUCACAGUGACUUCUUACCACUGAAUCACUGAACUGGCAA
Molecule: messenger RNA, 1574 nt
Organism: Chenopodium quinoa (quinoa)
Lineage: Eukaryota; Viridiplantae; Streptophyta; Magnoliopsida; Caryophyllales; Amaranthaceae
Product: prolyl-tRNA synthetase associated domain-containing protein 1-like
Exons: 13
Coding region: 189-1160 (323 amino acids)
Molecular function (GO): aminoacyl-tRNA deacylase activity
Source: RefSeq, a predicted model, not a curated record